Messenger RNA from Anguilla anguilla (European eel), 8389 nucleotides. Its product is annotated as protein WWC2-like. The transcript has 23 exons. Gene Ontology annotation, biological process: regulation of hippo signaling; negative regulation of organ growth; cell migration. The coding region runs from base 1321 to 4848 and encodes 1175 amino acids. Lineage: Eukaryota; Metazoa; Chordata; Actinopteri; Anguilliformes; Anguillidae. Gene Ontology annotation, cellular component: cytoplasm. Gene Ontology annotation, molecular function: kinase binding; molecular adaptor activity. The record is from RefSeq and is a predicted model, not a curated record.
CUUGUAUCCUCCCUGAUAUUUUUUUUUGUGGUCCUCCCCCACUCCCCUCUUAUCUCUUUACCUCGCUAUCGACAGUGAGCUCAUUGCACAGUCUGCUGUAGGAAGGUUUAAUCGCGCCAGACGCAGAAAGCCCUCCCUUCGUCUGCCCUCACGGUCUUGACUGCCUGACCUUUCAUGCUUAUAGCCAGUUAUUGAGUUACUGUACAGGAGACAUCCCGAGCUGAGCAGGAGCAGAAACAACCCAGGUCCAAUGUAUUUCAUGUCACAGUGCAACCAUUGACUUCCUUAUUACUUCACGGCACUGGCUAGAAAUAAUAUUUAGCCAUCUUCAGCCAUUCCAGGGUACUGGUGUUUACUUGUUAAGGAAAACUAUAGUGUUGAGCUGAUUUUGGUACGUGUACGCUAAAUCACUAACUUGUACAUUAUGUGAAGUAAGGACUGCUUUGCAGGGGUUUAUCUGCACUUUGCACAAGACAUAUUGAGCUUAAUUCAUAAAACUUUUCUUGAAUUAUUCUUACUUUUGUUAAAAAUGUUCCCAUGAAAAACCAAUGGGAUUUAUGAGACAUGUUUUUGUGCAUAUUCCAGGUGCACGAGAUGAUGAUUGCUAACUAUAUGUAAAUUUUAUGUGCAAUCCUGUUCAUGUGAUUAACAUAAGGAAACAAUCAUGAACAAAUACACAUAAGAAAAAAAAUAAUGAAUGCCGAAAUGUUCUUACACACAGUUUGUGAUCAUACAUGUGUUGUGAAUGAGGCCAGAUCUCCAGAGGAACAUAGGUUUGUGGAAAUAUGUUUCAAAUUGUGAGAGAUGCAGGAAACAUUUUAAUUUAUGCUAAGGCACUCCAUAUGACGCCAUGAAAUAACUUUAUAUUCUUUUUUUUUUGAGUACGCAUGUUAGCUGGGGUACUUUAAAAUGGCAAUAGAAAGACGCUCAUUGUGAUCCCUUGAACAUGUAUAGCAUAAACUGUUCUCAACAAGAAAUAAUAAAUGAAUAACAGGAAAUAAAAGUAUUUGGCGAAGUAUCCUAGGACGGGACAAGUCACAAGUGCCAGAAGUUCUCUUGUGAACACAAAUUUGCCGCCGGUAAUGCCUCGAAGGGUUAAACCUGUGGAAUGUUGCACUGAGGAAUGUGCAUGCAAAUAGAUUUAUGCUAAUGAUAUGCUAAUGAGCAGUUGGCUGGGAACAGAGUCAUGUCUAUCCUGACUGUUAGGAACUAAGAUGGAGGACUGGGAAGAGCGAAAUAUGGACCUGUAUUGAAUUUUGUAUGUCCAAGGAAUUCGUUUCUUCUUUUCCCUACUUAUGGAGGAACUUUUAGGAGCUGAUAAUGCCUAGAAAGGGGAACGGGCAGCUGCCGUUACCGGACGGCUGGGAAGAAGCGAGGGAUUACGAUGGCAAAGUGUUUUAUAUCGACCAUAAUACUAAGCAAACCAGCUGGAUCGACCCAAGGGACAGGCUGACGAAGCCGCUGUCGUUUGCGGACUGCGUGGGAGAUGAGCUGCCGUGGGGCUGGGAGGCCUCUUACGACCCGCAGAUCGGCAUCUACUACAUCGACCACAUCAACAAGACGACGCAGCUGGAGGACCCUCGGCAGGAGUGGCGCAAGGAGCAGGAGCGCAUGCUGAAGGACUACCUGACGGUGGCGCAGGACGCCCUUAGCACGCAGAAGGAGCUGUACCAGGUGAAGGAGCAGAGGCUGGCGCUCGCCCUGGACGAGUACGUGCGCCUCAACGACGCCUACAAGGAGAAGUCCAGCUCCCGCACCAGCUUGUUCUCGGGGUCGUCGUCCAGCACCAAGUACGACCCCGACAUCUUGAAGGCGGAGAUAUCAACCACUAAAGUCAGGGUAAAUAAACUGAAGAGAGAACUCUCGCAAAUGAAGCAAGAACUUCUGUACAAAGAACAAGGCUUUGAAACCUUGCAACAAAUCGACCAAAAAAUGUCUGGUGGCCAGAGUGGCUACAGGCUGAAGGAGGCCAAGGCCAUUGUGAGUGAGCUGAAGUCCAUUCGCAAGGCCAUCAGCUCCGGGGAGAAGGAGAAGCAGGACCUGAUGCAGUGUCUGGCCAAGCUGAAGGAGCGGUUCCACUCGGACCAGAACAUGGGCCGCUCGGAGCCCGACCUCCGGCACCCCGCCGGGGCCCACCUCCUGCUGUCCCGCCACACUCUGGACGCGGGGUCCCAGACCGACGUCUCCGGAGAGGCUGGUUUGGGGAGCAGGUCCACCCUGGCAGAGAAGGUCCGCCUGAGCCUUCAGUACGAAGAGGCCAAGAGGAGCAUGGCCAACGUGAAGAUCGAGCUGGCGAAGCUGGACAGCGAGACGUGGCCGGGCGCGCUGGACGUGGAGCGGGAGCGUCUGAUGCUCAUCAGCGAGAAGGAGGAGCUCCUGAAGGAGCUGCAGUUCGUCACGCCCCGCCGGCGCACGCAGGGCGAGCUGGAGCGCCUGGAGGCCGAGAGGCACCGCCUGGAGGAGGACCUGCUGUCCGUCAAGAGCGCGCCCAGCCAGGCACUGGCCCAGAGGUUAAAGGCCCAGGAGAAGAGGCGAGCCCUGGUGCAGAGGCUGGAGGAGUCCACCAGACUGGCCACGCUCCUGCACUCUCAGCUCAAAAGCCUCUCUGCCAGCACGCUGUCUGUGUCGUCGGGCAGCAGCCUGGGCUCGCUGGCGUCCAGCCGCGGCUCUCUCAACGCCUCCAGCCGCGGCUCCCUGAACUCGCUGAGCUCCGGCGACCUGUACUACGGGCAGCCGGAGUCGCCGCUGGACCUGGACUACCAGUACAAGCUGGACCUGCUGCUGCAGGAGAAGCCGGCCUACUCGCCGUCGGGCCCCAUCACCACCAUCCACGAGCACGAGGUGGCCCGCAGCCCGGCCGAGGGGCCCCCGGCGGCGGGCCACGCCCCGCCCCGCCCGUCCGAGCCGCCCAAGUCGGUGGCGUCGCUGUCGUCGCGCUCCUCGCUCUCCUCGCUCUCGCCCCCCGGCUCGCCGCUGGUGCUGGACGGCUCCUUCCCGCCGUCCGUCCUCCCGGACGUGCCCGCCCCCUUUGGCGACCCCGCUGCCAUCGCCGCCGGCGACUUCGCCGCCCUCGGCUUCUACGACGGCCAGGUCCCGCUGGAGCCGGAGCCCGGGGAGAAGGAGCCGGGCGACGGGGUGCGGCGGGUUCCCCUGGCAACGCUCCGCGAAGGAAUGUCGGAGGCGGAGCUGCAGAGACGGGCGGAGGGCUGUCUGCUGGAGGAGAAGCCGGCGUGUGUGUCGGCGGCCGUGUCCGACGAGUCGGUGGCGGGAGACAGCGGCGUCUACGAGGCGUCCGUCAAACGGUCCAAUGAGGGGGAGGACCAGGUGUACGUGGAGGACGAGCCCAGCGUCCCAGAGGCUGCUCAGGUCCAGAUGGGGUUCAAGUACGACGUGGCCAACGGGAGUUUCAUCAUCGUCGUCAUGCAGCUACAGAACCAGGCGGCUCUCCUGGUUCCGCCCAGCACCAAAGUGUACGUCCGAGUGGCCCUCCUGCCGUCCUCCAGCGACGUCAGCAGCCUGUUUCGAACCCGGGUCCAGGCCCUGGCCGGGGGGGGCACGGCGCUGAACGACGUGUUCCGGGUGGCGGAGUCCCAGGCCGCCCUCCGGCAGAAGACCCUGCGGGCCGACGUGUGCACCGUCUCCUCGACCCGCCGGGAGGAGUGCCUGGCCGGAGCCCACAUCAGCCUGGCUGACGUGCCGCUGACUGGCGACCUCUCCAGCCACUGGUACAACCUGCUGACCUGCAAGAGGAGCAAGAGCUCUGGAGAGGAGAGGCCCGCCCCCGCACCCGAACAGCCCUCGGGCGGGGGCGUCGACCUGGACGCGGUGUCGGCCCUGCUGGAGAGGACCUCCAGCGAGCUGGAGGCGGUGGUGCAGGAGCUGGCCGAGGAGGAGAGGGACAGCCAGCUGGAGAUGGGGGAGGAGUGGCAAGAGGUGCUUGGCGAGAACAGCACAGAGCUUGUUAUGGGAGUAGAGGAGGAGGAGGAGGAGGAGGAGGAGGAGGAAGAGUCGGAAGUAAAAGAGGCAGAAGAGACUGAGGAGUGCGCCGCAGCUUACGCAGAAGAGGAAGAGGAAGAUGGGGAAGAGGCGGUCGAAGAGGAAGAGGGGAAAGAUGAAGGGGUCCCCCAGCGGAUGCCUGAAGGACCGACGCUGGUGGACAAGGAGACGAACACGGAGGAGGCGGGGCCGGGGGGCCUGGCGGUGCGGCCCAAGGACCGGAGCGGCGUGGGGUCCCGGCAGCGGCCCUUCGUCCGGAACAGCAUGAUCAUGCGCUCGCAGACCUUCUCCCCCGGGGAGCGCAACCAGUACAUCUGCAGGUUAAACAGAAGCGACAGUGACAGUUCGACGUUGUCCAGAAAGUCCCCGUUUGUCCGAAACGCGUCGGAGAGACGAAGCUUGAGGGUGAAGCGGACCAUAUGCCAGCCGGCGGUGCGGCGGGGGGCGCCGGACCACCCGGCCCGCACGUCCCUGGACCUGGAGCUGGACCUCCAGGCGUCGCGGACGCGGCAGAGCCGGCUGGACGACGAGCUGCAGGCGCUGCGCGGGCUGAGGGAGCGGCUGGAGGCCCUGAAGGCCCGCGGCGAGACCGAGCUCCCGCCCGGCGUGCUGGAGGACGAGCGCUUCCACCGCCUGCUGCGGCAGGCCGAGAGGCAGGCCGAGCAGUCGAAGGAGGAGCAGAAGCAGGGCCUGAAGGCGGAGAAGCUGAUGAGGAGGGCCUCCAAGGACGUGUGUCGGCUCCGGGAGCAGAGCCAGAAGGUUCCGCUGCAGGUGCAGUCUUUCAGGGAGAAGAUGGCCUACUUCACGAGAGCCAAGAUAAAUAUACCAUCGCUGUCAGCUGACGAUGUAUGAUCGUGUUUUAUAACAAAAUGAAGUAUUUUUCCAACUUUAUAGCAGAGUAUUUUAUUAGAAUAGCCACUUAAUUAAAUAAAAAAAUGAACAAAGAAAAAAAAUUCCAGUAGUUUUACAUCAUAAGGGGUUAUGCAUUUGUAUAAUAUGUUGUAAUUGAAUACUGUCAUGUUAAAAAAGAAAAAGAAAAAAUGGCUUUCUUUUUUUUCCAGAGAAAACCAAAGUAGAGUUAAUUCUGGUACAUGUAUGUGCUGAUGAUGCUUUCUGUACAGUUUUUGUAUACGUGGCAUGGGUAUUUUUUCCCCCUCCACCAAGCUAGGACGUAGGAAGAGAGACGAGAUGGCUCAAGCUGCUUGUUUGUGUUUGUCUCCCCCUGGUGUCCUGCUUGUGGACUGCAGGAUGGGGAGUGGGGGGGGGGGGUCUCAGUGUUAUAAUGUGUGGUGCGUGAACGAGCCUGCCGAUCGAGGGACGGACGGACCUAGGAGAAGAGCUGCAUUUCAAAAGGGCGAAGGUUCGCUUUUCUGUGGUUCAUCUCAGAGGUCUCCCUCAAAUUCAGUCACAACAAACAAACCCUGUGAAUGUAUGCUGUUUCCCUUUUUGUGUUACUGCACUGAUUUGCUUUCUGCUUGUUUUUUCUUUUUGGUUGAUAUUUUGCACCUUUUUCAUUGCAGCCACCACUGCUUAAUCAGUAUUCUCUCGUUGUUGUCAUAAUACCUUCCACAUUUGCAUAAAUCUUCUCAAAUGAAAUGGCACGUCUCGUUAAGGGCCGCUCCUAAAUAUGCUGAUAUCUCGGUUUAUUCACGGGAGAACGACGGUUAGACCUCUUAUCUACUGUGUAGCUUAACAGGUUCAAGCAAUAUGCCUUUUUACAUUUUUAAAAAUGUUUUUUUUUUUUCUUUCUUUUCAAAUAAUGCCUGACAGGUCGUCAGGCUAAAGAAACUGAGCAGGCAGAACACAAAUAGUGCCGGUGGCUUAAAAAAGUGUGUUUUUUUUAACUCCAAUGCCAAAUGAAGGAUUUCAGCUUUGCAAUGCAAAGCGUGGGUGACUCCACGAAAGGGUGUUAAAUGCGUGCUUCACGUCAUCGACGUCGUCGUAUUUAUUUUCCCCCCCUCCUCGUAGUCUGCGUUUCCUCGCUCUGAUAAAAUCGAGACCCUUCCGUCUUCCUAAACCCGAGAGUGUUGUCGUGGUAACUUCGGGAAGACGGUCUGUGUGUCUUAAUAGGCCUGACGUUAUUCAGUGCUGUCCAAAUGAGGAGCCAUUACUGAUCGACUCUUUUCAUUCUAUUCUAUUCUCUUCUUUUUUCAAGUUUUUUUUAUUCUUUCUUUUUUUUAACUAGCUGAACAAGCACUAUUUAUACAUCGUUCAUUUAACUAAGCUGCUGGCUAAAAGCUACAAGAACAAACGAACAAUUUAGAUUUUGUUAAAGGAGUGUUGAUUCAGAGUAUUUUUCAGAAGUAACCCUGUGACCAAAAAAGUACAUAAAAUAAACAAAAGUGCACAAAUUAAGCACGGCAACUUAUUGAUGCCUGAAAGCAAACCGACAAAGCAGUGUUCAAACAAAUGUUAGUGUCGUAGCCACAUUAUCCCUACUGUAAAGAUACAUUCAUUGCACAGCAGGAAUUUUUUAUUUUUAUUUUGAGAAAACGCCAUUCCAAUCCGUAGUAAUGUCUGGCCCUCCGUACAAGUGCGCGUAAGCAUGCCACGCACAUCAUUUGUUCAUUUAAAGUGUGUUUAAAGAGACCAGUAAUGAAAUGAAGGUUGCUGUUUCAGCUUGCCACACUUCUUGAUUUGUGAAAUGUACCUUAGUUGUUGGUAGAAACUUGUCUUUUUGAUUUAUUUUACAUUUAUUUAUUUGCUGUCUUAUUUAUGUUUUUUGGUUAUGUACAGUUCAGUUCUGGACAUUUUUUUAAAGUUAACACAUUUGAAGUUAGUUUGUUUCCCUCUUUUUUUAUCACCUUUUUCUUUUUUUCCUUAUAGACUAAAUGAAAUCAGACCAGACUUGGCAUCAAAUGCAGGCGUUUUUUAUCUUAUGUUAUUAAUUUGAAUAUUCAGAACGAUAUGUAGCCAUACUGCAUACAUUAUACUAUAUACUGGUUGUCUGUGUAAAAUUAUGUCCUGUUGCUUCUCUUAAGUUGUUUUUUUAAAGCUAUUCAUGAUGGUGAAAUCUGUUUUAAAAAAAAUUUUUUUUUUUUUAAAACCUUUGUAUGAACCUUUGUAUUCAAACUUGUGGGAUUUUGAACAAAAUCCCUUAAACGAUCAGAACAGACCAGUAUGAUUUAUGGCUAUUGUGCACUCGUGAGCAACUCGUGAGCUUCAGAAGCUUCCGGAAGGUAAUGAUACUUAGUUGGAACAUGGAAGUUUAUGUCAUCUAAUGGUCUCCAAAAACAGGCUCCUCGUUUUUCAGGCUGUAGUACUCCGAUGUCUCGCUGAAGCUUUUUGUGUUGUUCUUUGCUUCUUCAGGAAUGUAAGGGAAAAUGGAUGACAAAGAACAUUUGUGUUUUCUAAGGGAAGACAUGGAGGAAGUGAUUUUUUUAAGAUGUCCACAGAGCAUCUUUAAGGGUUGUUUUUUUUUUUGUUUCUUUUUUUGCUUGGCUGAGAACAUCAUCUGGCAGUGGAAUUUGAGUGCUCGUGCAUUGAUUCAAAUCCAUUGCCACAUAACACUCUCAACUAGAUGACAAAAAAAAAAAACAAUCCUAUGGAUGCAUGUGUUUUGUAAGGAGUUUGCAUAUUUGCAUAAAUACAUUAAUUACAAAAAUUAAAAAUAAAUGACAAGUCCUGCAUGUCCAGUGCAUAAUACUCCAAAGGCUUCUCCUUUGGAAAGAAAAAUAUUUUUUGUCAACCAUAUUCCCCUGCAGCCUUUCUGAUACAUCGUUCAUCCACUGCUGCUCUUGGAUGAUGUGCAUAAGCUUACAAGCAUUUGAUCCCAAGUCUGUUUGGAGUACAAAUCCUUGCCUGUAUUCUGGUAUUUAGAUCAGGAAUAUUAUUCACUUUGGCUUGCAUUUCCAUUUCUGUCAAUGAAAAUAUUGACAAAAUAUUUUUCAUACAGUUUUUUUUUAAAUUGGUCUUCAAACAAAUUUUUUAUCUCUUUUCAAAUUGUAAUCAUGGUUAAAAGAUAUAAAUCUGAAUUAGUGUCAGUUGUUUCAAUAUUUAUGCCAUCUUUAAAUUGUAAAUAAAUGUAUUACUCUUACAUAUCUAAAUGCAGAAUCAAAUUCACUAUAUUUUAUUAUUCUUUAGAUACAUCAGAAGUAUUGAAGCCAAUCUUGUUAUUUCAAGGGAUAUUAGGAAGAAACCUAUAGAAAGCCUUAAGAAACAAAAUUUUCUUUUCCAUUUGAUUCAAUUUUUUUUUUCUAAUUUUCCAUUCCCAAAAUAACUUGAGUUAAUGGUCAGAACUGAACCCGGUAAUGAAUGAAUGACAUUAGCAUGUGUGUCUGUAUUGUGGAGUUGCCUGGAAUGGUUUGUGAACAGUCGAACAAACAAGUAUUCCUGUCUUCACCUUUCAUGUGUUCCAUUGAUUGGUUUUAAAAAAAUACAAUUUUUAAACAAA